Molecule: messenger RNA, 1509 nt
Organism: Nematocida ausubeli
Lineage: Eukaryota; Fungi; Microsporidia
Exons: 1
Coding region: 1-1509 (502 amino acids)
Biological process (GO): protein folding
Cellular component (GO): chaperonin-containing T-complex
Molecular function (GO): ATP binding; ATP-dependent protein folding chaperone
Source: RefSeq, a predicted model, not a curated record
AUGAAUGGAGCUGCUUUUGGAGGAAAUAGGCUUAUGCGAUCAAAUACUGCAGAAAGUGCAGGAAUUGCAUGCGUAUUAAAGAAUAUAGAAGGGAUAGUCAGUCUGUGUGAUAUUGUUAAGACAUCUUACGGUGUGAAUGGAAUGUACAAGUUAGUUGUUAAUUCACAGAAGAGACUAAUAAUAAGUAGAUCUGUGGCUACAAUUCUAUCUGGGUGCGACGUAGAACACCCUGCCCUAAGGAUGAUUGUAGAGCCAGUUGCGCAUCUGGCACAAAUGGGAGACUGCACUGGUUUCUUAAUGUGUAUUCUUGGGGAAAUAUUAAGAAAGUGCGCAUUAUUCAUAGAGAAGGGAAUUCUUCCAACAGAACUUGCAAGUGCCCUAAGGGAAAGUGGUGACUCAAUGAGUGAAAUUAUCAAGAAAAUAUCAGUUGAAGAGAAAUUUAGUCUAGACUCUGCAGAAAUCAUCAGAAAAAUAUCUAGUGGGAUAGUGAAGAACAAGAAGAUAGCAGAACUACUAGGGGAAUCUAUCUCAGAGAUCUCAAAGAAUGGGUCAUUCCCUAUUGAUAGUAUCCGGGUCACAAAGAUCAACGUAGGAGCACUUGAAGACUCAGAGAGGUUUAAAGGACUUCUAUUGGAAAGUUCACCUGUUGGGCUAGUUACAACAGGAGAGAACCUUAAGACUGCAAUAUACACGUGUCCCCUGGCAAUCAGCAACAUGGAAACAAAAGGAACAGUCCUUCUAAAGAAUGCACAAGACCUUCUGACGUACGCACAGGAUGAUGAGAAGACAACAAAGGAAUUCGUUGAUAAAUUAGUCGCAAAUGGAGUAGGACUGCUUGUGUGCAGUGGAUCAGUUGAUGCGCUUAUGCUGGACUACUUGAAUGAGAAGAAAGUAGCCCUCCUGAAGGUGCACAGUAAAUUUGACUUGCGCAGACUGUGCAUGCUCUUUGGAGGAAGGAUGGCAAAUAUUCUGAGGCCCAUGGAGGAGCAGUACCUUGGUCUCUGCACCUCACUAGGUACCCAGACACUCGGUGAGAAGAAAUAUACUAAGGUAGAAGGAAAAGGACAAAUUGUAACACUUAUGCUAAGAGGAACCCUUCCUGCACACUUGGAAGAGAGUGAGAAGUUAGUCACAAAGGCAGUAUAUGCCCUGCAGGUGUGCGCAAAUGAGUCUAUGCGCACAGGAUCACUCCGUCUCUUACGGGGAGCAGGUGAGUGCGAGAGAGAAAUUGCAGCUGCCCUCCAGGAAGAAGCAGAGAAGUACACGGACGUAAGACAAAUUGCAGCAAAAAUAUUCGCAGAGGCAAUUGAGGCAGUAGGCCGUAAGAGUACCUCCAUGGAAGACGCACCACAAGAUGUCUUUGAUGUGGCUGCCAUAAAGGAAAGAGCCAUAGAAUACGCAGCUGUCCUGUCUUCUGAUAUUCUGAGUGUCUCCCAGAUGUUUAUUACAAAGAACGAGGACACUCUGAGUGCCCCAAAGAGACCAGGGCACUGGGAUGAUAGAGACUAA